AUCGCCCAUUCGCAUCUCAUUUCUUAAUUUCAAUCCAUUCAACAGUUUCUUGUUGCUAUUGACAACCUUCGACUAACCCGCUGCUGUCGGCUAUUGAUCACGUGCAUACACCGGCUAUUCACCUUCCUUGUUGCUCCGCCAAUGGGAGCGGGGUAAUCAAUUGCCGCGCAACCAAAUGACAUACCACCACCCGUUUAUUGGAAUUGCUCCUUUGGGGGUAAUGAAUAGCCGAUAUCUAAAGCGUACUAUAUACUCCCCGAUCGUCCCGUAGCAACUGGGCUAAAUACAGAUGUUGCUCUAUGUUGUCAGAUUAAGCUACAGAUCUAGUCGUAUUAUGUAUUACUAUGUAUUACUAUGUAUUACUAUCAUCCGUGGUAGCCGUAGGUUAGCAAGGUAUGUAAAGCUCGGCGGCAUUUGUCCCGAAGCACCGCAAAUGCUGGUCGGGUAUUUCGGGGUUUAUGCCGUGGCGUACAUAUAUGCAGGGUAGUAUUGUGUUAAGGGCUCGGGGG
Molecule: messenger RNA, 509 nt
Organism: Aspergillus alliaceus
Lineage: Eukaryota; Fungi; Ascomycota; Eurotiomycetes; Eurotiales; Aspergillaceae
Exons: 1
Coding region: 290-487 (65 amino acids)
Source: RefSeq, a predicted model, not a curated record